AUGCCUCCAUCCACGGUUUUCUCGUAUUGGCGUCGAGACCACCGGCGCUCGACCGCGCCCGCGUCCUUGCUUGCCCCGACUCUAGCACCGAAGGGCGCUGCAGAAAGCCCGAUCAACACUCCUCCCCAGUUGCCAGAGAUUCCUGAUACUCCGACUCUCACCUCGCCAUUCGAGGACGGCCCUCCCUCCCUCGAUGCCCCGCCGUGGAUUGAUUCGCCCGUGGAACAAGAUGCCUCGAAGCUGAGCUACAAUACUACAUCAAUCCCGCUGUCCUCCUCCGCAAGCCUUGCUGCUCCCUCUCCGUUGGCCGAAAGAGACAGUCGCCCCCACUCGAGUCCUGAAGAACACAACCCUGAAUUGGUCUUCACAUCGCAACCCAAUACCUCCCAGCUGUCCGUCUCUGGCCUCCGGCCUGACCAGGGCGAUGGCGAUUUAAAUUCAAAGCCGACAUCACCGUUUCGACUUUCAUUUGGAAAGGGGCUGCGGAAUCUGCAGGCACCUUCCAAUGAUCUGCAGAAGCGGUCGCCGACAGCAGGAUCUGGACAAAGUCAUUUUCGACUGAGGAGCUCACCAGAGGAUUCACCGGCGGAUAGGGUCAAUCUUUCGCAGAGAGACUUUAAGACAGAUGGGGGAUAG
Messenger RNA from Penicillium macrosclerotiorum, 636 nucleotides. RefSeq lists its product as uncharacterized. The transcript has a single exon. The record is from RefSeq and is a predicted model, not a curated record. Lineage: Eukaryota; Fungi; Ascomycota; Eurotiomycetes; Eurotiales; Aspergillaceae. The coding region runs from base 1 to 636 and encodes 211 amino acids.